Messenger RNA from Cuscuta campestris, 7743 nucleotides. The record is from the annotation of a GenBank genome assembly. NCBI's taxonomy places the organism in Eukaryota, Viridiplantae, Streptophyta, Magnoliopsida, Solanales, Convolvulaceae.
CUGAAUGAAAUAAACAUUUUUCCACAUUCACGGAUUCACCCCUCAUUGCUGAAAUAUCGGACCCCCGACCCCUGCUCCGAAUCUCCGACCCGUUUGGCACGUUCACAUUCCAUUGAAGCGGAAAUAAACGACAUGGCGGCGUCCCACCGCCCACGAGCCCACGACGGAGAUUGUAAAAACUGAAAUUGCUUCUUACCACGUACCGAAUGGAACGGGUAGUUUGCCCGCCUUAAUAUAGAAGAAGAAGAAGAAGAACCCUAGGUUGAAUUGCAGAGCGAGCGGGAGCCCAGGGUUCAACUGAAAAUGUCGAAGAAAGAGGCUACGAGGAGAGAGCUUCUGGAUCGAUGGAGAGGCAUCGAAGAGGAAGAAGACGAUUGCGACGACGGCGAAGACUCAAACUCCCUCAAGCGCCGUCGUCUUCACCAGCUCAAAGAAGACUGGUUUUCAGAUGCAUUCCACUUCUUGAUCUACUUGCCGAAGGGGAUUCAUAUUUGGUGUGGUUCUUGGGACCUGAUGGGACCGUUACUGGAGACAUUCUACAAUUACUAUAAAGACGAGCGCAAGGAUUCUCCUCUUAAGGUUCUAUGGGAUAGAGUGACAGAGGAGAUGCGCUCUUGCACUCAGUGUGUGUGUCAGUACCAUCAAGCCCAGGAGAUGUAUAGCACAGAAUACGAGUUAAGUUCAAUAGGCCCUCUUCUUGAUGUAUUGCACACUCUUGACGAAGAAAGAAUAAGUGUGCACCUAAAAGAGAUCAAUGCAAGAAUAGCUCGCGGAGAAUCUGAUUUGGGGAGUGACAAUGCUGAAAUUGUUUGCGUCAUGUUUGAGGUUUUGAUGUUUCCCAUUUUGUUAGAUGACGAUUCUUUAGCAAAAGAAUUUCAAAAAUUCAUUGAGGCAAUUGAUGACUCUCAUGAAUUGACCCUAGGUGGCCACCAACAAUAUCCGGGAGUUUAUGCAUUACUUUUUUGUAAAAGUCGGCGAUCACGUUCUAUUGGUUUCCGAUUGGCAAGACAAAUGAGUAGACUGAGGCAAUCAGCUGACUUAGAUCCUUUGCAGCCUUUACUGAAGCGAUACAUCAAUUUCUUGGAUUCUGAAGUCUCAUCAACUGCUUCUCUGGCUUCUAGGCCUAGGGUGCAUCUGGAACGGCUAACUGUAUGGCUUGGAAUCAAAGCACUCCUUGGGUUUUUAGAACCCCCAGCUUUUGAAGAAGGGAUUUUAGAUAGAUAUCCCAUAUUCCUCAGUCUUGUUCUCAACCAUAUUAGUGACGACUCUCCUGAAUUUUCCUAUGCAGUUAAUUCUCUGAGAUUGCUUUUUGAAAUGCUUGGGUAUAAGCUUUGGUUGAGAACUACGUUGUCACCAGGUGUAAUGAGGAAUACAUUACUGGGUCAAUCUUUCCACACUCGAAAUGAGAAGAGCCACAAAGAAAUUUUUGAUCUUUUCCAGCCUCUCCUUCAGUCUCUUGAAGCUUUACAAGACGGAGAGCAUGAAAAGCAACGAAGACAUUUCCUUUAUUUUCUCCUACAUCAAGUGACUGUGAGCAGCAACUUCAGCAUGCUAAUGAGGAAAAAGGCUUGCCAGAUUGCUUUGCUCAUUGUUCACCGAGGUUACAAGAUGAACCCACCUAGUCCGCCUUAUGAAUGUGCAAAUAUGUGGGGACCAUCCCUUGUGUCCUUUUUGAAGGAUUUGUCACUGCACAAUUCUCUUCGACAACCAGCCUUCGAUCUUAUACAAACCAUGAUAGUCUCUGACGCUUCAGCCUUGGUAGCUUCAUUUCUGAACUGUCAGCUGCAGCCAAAUAAUGGAAGAUGCAUGUCUGCCAAUAUUGAUGAAGAAGAUGAUGAGGCGCAUUUGUUAGGACAGGAUAUCAAAGACAAGGACUGUAGUUGCUGGAAUGAAUUCUGUUUGCAGGCCAAAAUGACAUCAAGUUUAUAUGGGAGCUGGAUGUGCAUCCCAAUGUUAUGGUUUGAAGUUUUGGUUGAGACUGAGCCAUUAAUCCUUCCAGUAUCAUUUUCCAAGGCAGUCUUUUGGGCCUUAUCUCACCUUGCUAUAAUAGAACCCGAAAGCAACUCAGAAAGGUCCCUAUCACUUGGAGAUUGGUUGAAAACCCAUGCUUCAAGCAUCUCUAAUGCUUUUGGUUGGAAGGUUCCGUCUGGCUCCAAUGAUGGUGGGGAUGGGUUGGUAUCAAAGAACUCUGUUAUUGUCUCAACAAUGUAUAAGCCAUUACUGAGGACAUUCAAAAGAUUUAUGGCCCAUUAUAUUGCUAGAAUGGAGCAGGGAGAGCUGAGAAAACAAUGGACGUGGGAGCCCAUGAUGGGAAACAGCUUAAUACUAUUGCUUGUGGAACCCAAUGAUAAUGCCAGACAUGUAGCUAAAUGUAUUCUUGAACAGGUUUCAGACACACGAGGUCUAACUUGUGGACUGCAGUUCCUCUGCUCUAGUCCAUGUUCUUUGCUGGCCAUCUUUACAGGGUUAAGACAUGCUUUGAAACUGGUACAACUGGAGAGCGUUCUGUCUGACUUUCAGUCUUUGCACCAUUUCUUUUUUGUUUUUUGCAAACUACUUAAAGAAGGGAAUUCAGCCAAAUGCGUACCUGGAACAUCGUUGGAGAUGUCUAGUGUAUCAAACUUCUCUUCCCAAGGUGGAUUUUUAAGGCAGCCAGUUUUUGAUGAACAGCCUGGUAAUGUAAGCGAAGAUUCAUCCUUCGUUAGCUCUGCUUUAUGGGAGAACUUCUGUUGCCAGCUAUCACAAAUUGCAUGGCCUGCUAUCGGGAAAUGCUUAGCAGAAGGAAAGGCAAAAUUGGACCACAAAGUAUCUCAUAUGACCUGCAUCAGAAUAUUAGAGAUUCUUCCAGUUAUUCUUGAAAAGUUUCAUGGAAAUUUUCCCACGGUUUUCAACAAUGCUACUUGUCUCAAAUGGCUUUAUGAUUUGGUUGAUUGGGGAAAGUCACCCCUUCCUGUGGUGGUCAGAUAUUGGAAACAAACUUUUACUUCAUUGCUGGGGUUGUUAAAAGGGUUCUGCAAUGGUACCUCUGCUUUGGCAGUUGUGGAUAUUGAGAAACUUAUUUCAUGCGAUAAUACUCCAAUAGAAGAACUUGCUGAACAAGUAGCACGCCUUUGUGUAUUACUGAAUAGUGAUCCCUCUUACAAUCUGAGAGAGAAUAUGAAAUCUGAACAUUCUUCAAAAUUGUUACGAACUGGUAGUUGCUCGCCGGCAGGUGCACAAACUUGUAUGGAUGCUAAGACAUUGCAUUUUUUUGAUUCAAAUGUAUCUGUUGGAAAGGAGAGCAGUGAUUUGGUAGUUCUUUCUGAUGAUGAGAAUGAGCCAGAAAGCUCUAUGAGCUGUAAACAUUCUCCUUUCAAAAAGCUGUUAUCGAAUGGUGAUUGCUCGGCUGCAGACACCCAAGCUUCUUCUCUGGAUCUCAAGAAACUGCAUGUUUCUGACUCAGAGGCAUUGGUUGGCAAAAGAGGUGGUACGAUGGUUCUUUCCGAUGAUGAGAAUCAGUCAGAAACAUCUGUAAAUAAGGAUGUCUCAAAUUCUGGGUUUAGGCAAACUUUGUUUGAUGACAAAGCUAUGGGGGCAAAUGCUGCUGGACAAAUGUUACACUCUGAUCGUGUAAGGAGAACAGAUAAUGCUGUGAAUCCUGUAGUAGCCUCUAAGCAUGUGUCUGAUUCAGGCAUUGUGGAAGUCGAGACAACAGCUCCCAUCAAGUCAAGGGGUUUUCAUGAAAAGAGAAAGGACGUUGAUUCCAAUAUCAGUUCAAAAGAAAAUGAUACUCUGAUGAUCCAGCAUGAUUUUCGGAAAGAUUCAUUUAAUGGAAGUAUGAUUCUCAAAACCAAAGAUCAGAAAGGCAAUAACAAGGCCGUAGAGACUGCUGUUACAGUUCCGCAAGACCUUGUACGUGAUAGUGAAAAUGCUUUUGACUUGGCGUUUUCCAAAUCUAGUAGGGGUCGACAGACAUUAACUAUGAACAAAAGUAUUUCUGGUCCCAAACGGCAAAUCAUUCAGCUCGAUUUACCUGUGAGAAGUAGAUAUAGUAUAUCGAAAGCAGACAGUGCAGUGAAAAGGUUUACUUCUGCAAGGCUUGAUGACUGGCUUAAACUAAUUUUGGAGUUGGAUUUCUUUGCAACAGUGGGGUUAUCAAUGACAAGUGACAAGGAAAACCAAACCUUGAGCAAAUUGAAGCAGGUACCUGUUUGCUUUGAAUCAGCUGAAGAAUAUGUUGAAAUAUUCCGGCCAUUAUUGGUGGAGGAAUUCAAAGCACAGUUACUUAGUUCAUUUCAAGAGGUGAAUUCAAUUUCAGAAAUGUAUUGUGGCAGCUUGUCCAUCAUGUCUGUUGAGAGAAUUGAUGAUUUUCAUAUGAUCCGCUGUGUUCACGAGGAUUUGGACAAUAAUGGAUCUAGAAGCUGCUCAGAGAAUGAUCUGAUUUUGCUUACAAGACAACCUCUGCAAGGUUCUCCUCCAGAUGCUCAUAUGUUGGGGAAGGUGGAGAGGUGUGAUAGGGAUAAUAAGAAAAGAUCAAGUAUGGUUUUUGUCAGGUUGUAUCUUCAAACCAAAGCUUCUCAUCUCAACAAGGCCCGAAAGCUUCUUGUCGAACGCAGCAAGUGGUGCGUUAGUCAUUUGAUGAGUAUUACACCUCAAUUAAGAGAAUUUCAGGCAUUGUCAUCAAUAAAGGAAAUCCCUCUGCAAUCUGUUAUCUUGAACCCAACUAAUCAUGGUCAUAGUGAAAAUUGCGUUAAUAAUAUAAGUAAACUGCCACAACCCUUGGGUCAAGUCCUUAGAUCGGAAUACAACGAAAGUCAACUGGAAGCCAUCAAUUCUGCUAUUGGGCAUUUUGAUUCAAAAAAGGAUUUUGAAUUAUCUCUCAUACAGGGUCCUCCAGGUACUGGGAAGACCAAAACUAUUAUGGCUAUUGUAAGUGGCUUGCUCUCUUUUUGUAAGAUAAAAGACAAUCGAACACCAAGUGCUGCUCCAAAGGCUACCGGUUUGUUUGGCUGCACUUCAAGACCACAAGUUAGUAAUGCUGUUGCAGUUGCAAGGGCAUGGCAGGAUGCUGCAUUGGCUAAACAACUGAAAGAUGACAUAGAUAAGAGCAAAGAUAACAUGGGAAGCUGCAGUAAAGGACGGAUCCUCGUUUGUGCACAAUCUAAUGCUGCUGUUGAUGAAUUAGUUUCAAGGAUAACUAGGGAAGGUGUUCAUGAUAGAGAUGGAACUUUCUAUAAACCAUAUCUAGUUAGGGUCGGUAAUGCAAGGACAGUUCAUCAAAAUUCCAUACCUUUCUUUAUUGACACACUUGUCGAUAACCGUAUUUCUGAUGAUAAAAUAAAUAAGAAUGAUGCAAGGAAUGAUGCAAAUAAAGAUAGAGUGACAUUUCUUCGAUCUAAUCUAGAGAAGCUAGCUGAUGCCAUCAGAUCCUAUGAAGCCAAGCGUGCGAACUUGAAAGGUGGAGAUUCUGAUUCACAAUCUCUAUUUGAAGGCGAUGCAUGCAAUGCAGAAUCUAUGAAGGAAUUAUCUGGAACUGAACUUGAAGCAAAACUGAGGGUAUUAUAUGACAAAAAGAAAGCAAUGCAUACAGAUCUUGCCACAACUCUGGCAAGAGAGAGGAAAGCUAAUGAAGAAACUAAAGCCCUUAGACAUAAACUGAGGAGAGCUAUUCUAAAGGAAGCAGAGAUUGUAGUCACCACUUUGAGUGGAUGUGGUGGUGAUUUAUAUGGUGUGUGUGCAGAAUCUGUCUCCGGUCAUAGAUUUAGAAGUUCAUCGGAAAGUGUUCUUUUUGAUGCGGUUGUUGUGGAUGAAGCUGCCCAGGCACUGGAACCUUCUGCACUGAUUCCACUUCAGCUUUUAAAAUCAAAAGGAACUAGAUGUGUUAUGGUUGGUGAUCCUAAGCAGCUUCCUGCAACAGUUCUUUCCAGUGUUGCUACCAAAUAUUUUUUCCAAUGUAGCAUGUUUGAGCGUUUGCAGAAGGCUGGGCAUCCUGUGGUCAUGCUCACCAAGCAGUAUAGGAUGCAUCCAGAGAUAUGCCGCUUUCCUUCUUUGCACUUUUAUAGUGGAAAGUUGAUGAAUGGAAUUUUGAUGUCAACAAAAUCUGCACCCUUUCAUGAAACAAAUGUUCUUGGGCCCUAUGUAUUCUUUGAUGUUGUUGAUGGCAAAGAGCUCCACGGAAAGAAUUCUGGUGCCAUGUCUCUCUACAAUGAGUGUGAAGUUGAUGUUGCAGUUGAACUGUUACGUUUUUUCAAGAGCAGGUACCCAACAGAGUUUGUUGGUGGAAGAAUUGGCAUCAUAACACCUUACAAAUCCCAGCUAUCUCUUUUGCGCUCACGCUUUUCCAAUGCAUUUGGACCUUCUGUCAUAGCAGAAAUGGAGUUUAACACAGUGGAUGGUUUUCAAGGCCGAGAAGUGGAUGUACUUAUAUUUUCAACAGUUAGGGCAGCUGAAGCAUGCUUCACUGGCCAUGCUUCAUCUUCCAAUAUUGGAUUUGUUGCUGAUGUGAGACGGAUGAAUGUUGCUUUAACCAGGGCAAAACUGUCUUUAUGGAUCUUAGGUAAUGCAAGGACGUUGCAAUCGAACCGAAGCUGGGAUGCUCUAGUGAAAGAUGCAAAAGAAAGAAAUUUGGUCAUAACAACCCGAAAGCCUUACAGUUCUAUAUUUAAAUCAGCGUCAAAAGAAAACCGAGCAUCAGAAAUCCAAAUGCAUACUGAAAAGAUUGAAGACAUAAAUGAUGGCGCCAAUUGGCAUAAAAAGAACAGAAACAAGUUUGGAAGGAAGAGACGGCACACUGAAGCAGUUGAGGUUACUGAUGUCAAAGCUUCCAAGCCUGCAAAAUCUGCGGUUGUGGAAAAUCAAGGUGGAACAGGAAGGAAUAAGCCUCAGAGUAAAAACAAUGAGAAAGCUGGCAAGCAAAUGGAAACAUAUAACAAUAAACAUGAUGAUGGCAGGGAAAAGAACAAAGCAACCACCGAUUCUGGGUCAUUCAAGAAGGAUCUUGUAAUGUCCACAGCCGUUGAAAAUAGUCACGAGAGGAAUAACAAGCCUUCAACGUCUGCAGUUGGGAUGAACCAAGAGGAUGCUAGUGGAACUCGGGGAAAAAAGAAUCGUGAUAAGCAGAGUAACAAGGAAAAAGCUGACACAUGUCCGAAAGAGAAGGAUAAAAGGAGUUCUUUUGAGGUUUUGGAAAAAGUAACGGAUAAAGAACCUUCAAACAAAGGAGGCCUUAAGGGGACGGAUAGAAAAGAUGGCAAAGAAGUUAAAAUUCAAGGUGAUAAAACUGCACCUUCAGAAAGGAAACAAAAACGGGACGCUGUUGAGGCACUUCUUUCUUCUGCUCUUAUAUCUUCAAACAAGCCUAAAUCGUCAAUCAAAUCAUUGCCUGCGAGAGAUAGUUCUGAAAAUAAUAAUAGAGCCCCUGGAAUAAGACCACCAAAGACAAGAAAAGUGUAGGCAGGCCUUUAGCAGGAAUCAAGAUUCCAAAACCGCAGUGUGGUUCUUAGAAUUCCAAACACGCCACAAGAAUUUUUCCAACAGCUAUGACUAAGAGAUACAGGCAGGACAUGGUGGUUUGCUAGUCAAGAACAGCCGUCUUGAGCCGCCCCAUGAAUCAAAAGAUAACUUCAUUCUGAUAGUAUUUCAAGUUGUCUCCUGCCACACAAGCUUCUUCAAAUCACCCGAUCAGAAGACCCUCUUGCAAUUAGAGCAGCGCCGACUACAAAUCAUCCAUUGGGUGUUCAUUGCCAAUCAAACUAGGGUUUCCAG